Molecule: messenger RNA, 1461 nt
Organism: Ananas comosus (pineapple)
Lineage: Eukaryota; Viridiplantae; Streptophyta; Magnoliopsida; Poales; Bromeliaceae
Product: riboflavin biosynthesis protein PYRD, chloroplastic
Exons: 3
Coding region: 39-1307 (422 amino acids)
Biological process (GO): riboflavin biosynthetic process
Molecular function (GO): zinc ion binding; diaminohydroxyphosphoribosylaminopyrimidine deaminase activity
Source: RefSeq, a predicted model, not a curated record
UCUAGGUCCAAUUUAACCCAAGUUAAUAUGGGCCGCGAAUGGCCUACAUUGUGAAUAUCUUAUACACCCUACUCAUAUCUUUCGAUCUCCACUAUUCCCAUCCAUGGCGAUCUCCUCCCUCUUCUCCACCGACCCCUCACGUCUCAAACCCUACGCGUUCUCCUCAUUUUCCACAAGCCCACGUUGCUCUCGCUCAAUCCGGAGCAAUCGCGGCCGUCCAUUUGCGAUCCGAUGCCAGGGGAAGGACGAGGGUUUCUACAUGCGGCGGUGCGUGGAGUUGGCGCGGAAGGCGCUCGGGCGCACGAGCCCGAACCCGAUGGUCGGGUGCGUCAUCGUGCGAGACGGCGAGAUCGUCGGGGAAGGGUUCCAUCCCAAAGCAGGGCAACCUCACGCUGAGUGUUCGAUAUAUUCAGGUUUUUGCGGUAGAAGAUGCCGGGGUAUUGGCUCAGGGUGCAACAGCUUUCGUGAGCCUCGAACCUUGCAACCAUUAUGGGAGGACCCCGCCGUGCACCGAGGCACUUAUCCGUGCCAAAAUAAGAAAAGUCAUUGUGGGAAUGUUGGAUCCGAAUCCAAUUGUUGCAUCGAAAGGAGUUGAAAGGCUGAGACAAGCUGGAAUAGAAGUUGAAGUAGGAGUAGAGGAAGAAUUGUGCCGCAAACUUAAUGAAGCCUAUAUUCAUCGAAUGCUUACAGGGAGGCCAUUUGUUACUUUAAGGUAUACUCUUUCGUUCAACGGGAUGGUUCUAAAUCAAGUUGGAAGAGGAGCAGAAGAAUCGGGUGGAUACUACUCAAAAUUAUUGCAUGAAUACGAUGGAAUAAUAAUGUCCAGCAACUUGGCCAAACUCUCUAGCUUACCAACUUCACAUGAAGCUGGAGCAAAUCAACCUCUUCAUAUUAUCAUAGCAUCUGGUUUAGGUUCUCCAUUGCGCCUUCCCUUUCUCACUAAAGAAGGUGCAGCUAAAGUAGUAAUAUUUGCAGACAAACCCAUAACAGUGGAGUCAGAAGUUGAGGAGAUUGAAGUGGUUGUCCUUGGAACUUUGACACUAAGUUCUGUACUUACUGCUUGUGGGAGUCGGGGUUUGUGCAGCAUUUUAUUGGAUUUGAGGGGGGAUAAUGGAAAUUUGCAGAAGCUUUUAGAUAAUGUUUAUGACGAACACUUGGUACAAAAGGUUAUCAUGGAAGUAUGCCCUGUUUGGAAUGGAAGUAAGGAGGCUUCCUUUUUGGCAUUCGGAGAGAAGUCGUUGAGAUUGAACAAUUUACAAUCUAGAGUGUACAGUGAGAGUGUUGUGGUUGAAGGAUACAUAUCGUAAUGUUGUUGUUUUUGUUUUUCGUACAAUUAUAUCUUAGUCUUUCAAUUGAAAUGUCGAUGCAAAUUCCUGUUGUUCUACUUAUCUAUCUUUGUAUUCAAAAUGUUAAUAUCGUUUUGUUCCUUUACAACUUUUAUAUGUUCAAUUGUUUUUGAAA